Messenger RNA from Parnassius mnemosyne (clouded apollo), 600 nucleotides. The record is from the annotation of a GenBank genome assembly. NCBI's taxonomy places the organism in Eukaryota, Metazoa, Arthropoda, Insecta, Lepidoptera, Papilionidae.
AUGACAGAAACUACAGCGUUCGUGACCAUGGAUUACUUCAUUGGUGGGAAAAAAUGUAGACUAGGCAGUGUAGGAGAAGUAACAAAGGGUACAGUGGUUAAGAUUGUAGACGUAGAAACACGAGAACCAUUAGGGCCAAAUCAGAAUGGAGAAAUAUGUGUUAAGGGCACAAUAGUUAUGAAAGGUUACAUAGGAAAAGAGAGAAGUGAAGAUUUUGAUGAAGAAGGAUUCUUUAAAAGUGGUGAUAUUGGGUACUAUGAUGAGGAUAAAUAUUUGUAUAUUGUAGAUCGAUUGAAAGAGUUAAUCAAGUACAAGGGAUAUCAGGUUCCUCCAGCGGAGAUAGAAGCAGUGCUUCUGCAACACAAGGGAGUGCGCGACGUAGGCGUUGUGGGCUUGCCUCAUGAUUUGGCAGGCGAAGUACCUCUCGCAUUCGUUGUGCCUCAAACUGGUGUCGAGCUCUCAGAAAAAGAGCUUCAAACGUUCGUCGCUGAAAGGUUAUCCAAUCCAAAACAUUUGCGUGGAGGAGUGAAAUUCGUCAAGGAGAUACCAAAAAAUCCGAGUGGAAAAAUUCUACGGAAGCUUCUUCGAGAAAUGUUAUAA